This is a messenger RNA of Notolabrus celidotus (New Zealand spotty), 5011 nucleotides long. It is a transcript of the gene stk24a, whose product is annotated as serine/threonine kinase 24a (STE20 homolog, yeast). Gene Ontology annotation, molecular function: ATP binding; protein kinase activity. The coding region runs from base 509 to 1822 and encodes 437 amino acids. Lineage: Eukaryota; Metazoa; Chordata; Actinopteri; Labriformes; Labridae. The transcript is spliced from 10 exons. Gene Ontology annotation, biological process: protein phosphorylation. The record is from RefSeq and is a predicted model, not a curated record.
UCACUCUGAUUGGUCACCCGGAAAAUGAAAAUGACAUUAACCAAGAUGGCGGCUGGGCGACAGAGAAAAGUGAUGAGAGAAUAGAACAACAAGCGAUACAACUGCAUAACAUUGUACAUUUAUGUACAGUGUGCGAUUACAUCGAAGCAGACCUCUACUUCAUCUUCGGGAAGCUGACAAUCCCAUGCCGAGAGAGCGCUCUGCUCUACGGAGAUACAAGUAUUUAGCUAACUGUUUGCUAACUAGCUGCUGAAGUGAAGCUAGCGUGGCUAACGUUCGUUGACUGCGGAAGGCGAGAGGGUAGAAGCUGGAGGCAGCAGCUCCGAGUACGAGCAGACAAGUCAGGCGCAUUUUUUUUUAAAGUAAAGCGACAUUAACUACCCUGAACGAGUUGGAAACACGGAGCAGGUCGUCCAAAGCAGGGGUCGGUGAGGAAAGUAACCUUCCACAGUUCAUAAGGAUAGCAGAAAAAGACGAGGAAAGGCGUCAUCUUUGCUGAUCUGACGCCAUGGCUCUUUCCCCUAUUCAGAGCGGACUGCAUGGAGUUCAGAACUUCAGAGCAGAUCCAGAGGAGUUUUUCACCAAGAUGGACAGAAUAGGCAAAGGCUCUUUCGGCGAAGUCUUCAAAGGCAUCGACACUCGGACUCAGAAAGUUGUGGCCAUUAAAAUUAUCGAUCUGGAAGAAGCGGAGGAUGAGAUCGAGGACAUUCAACAGGAAAUCACAGUUCUGAGCCAGUGUGACAGCCCCUUUAUCACCAAGUAUUAUGGAUCCUAUCUCAAGGGUACGAAGUUAUGGAUAAUAAUGGAAUAUUUGGGAGGAGGAUCAGCCCUGGAUUUGUUGGAGCCUGGCGCUUUGGAUGAAACCCAGAUCGCCACAAUUCUGAGAGAGAUCUUAAAAGGACUCGAGUAUCUGCACUCGGAAAAGAAAAUCCACAGAGAUAUCAAAGCUGCCAACGUGUUGCUGUCAGAACAAGGCGAGGUGAAGCUGGCUGACUUUGGAGUGGCGGGCCAGCUGACAGACACGCAGAUCAAGAGAAACACAUUUGUUGGGACUCCUUUCUGGAUGGCACCUGAAGUCAUAAAGCAAUCCGCCUACGAUUCAAAGGCAGACAUCUGGUCAUUAGGAAUAACAGCAAUCGAGCUGGCUAAAGGAGAGCCGCCCCACUCUGAGCUCCAUCCUAUGAAGGUCCUCUUCCUCAUCCCAAAGAACAACCCACCAACACUGGAAGGAAACUACAGUAAACCACUUAAAGAAUUUGUCGAAGCCUGUUUAAAUAAGGAGCCUAGCUUUAGGCCAACUGCCAAAGAGCUGUUAAAACACAAGUACAUUGUAAGGCACGCCAAAAAGACAUCAUAUCUGACAGAGCUGAUCGACCGCUACAAGAGGUGGAAGUCAGAGCAGUCUCGAGAUGAAUCCAGCUCAGGUUCUGACGAGGAGUCAGACGGUCAGGCAUCUGGAGGAGACAAUGCUGCCAAUGAUGAAUGGAUCUUCAACACCAUCAGGGAGAAGGACCUCAAGAAGUUCCAGAAUGGGGCGGCACAGCCCGCUGAGCUGGAAAGACAACAAGACAACCAGGUGCAGGAGGAGGAGUGUCCAAAGAGGCCUUUGUCACAGAGCUUAUCAACAAUCUUCUCUCCAUUGUUUACUGAGUUGAAAGAAAAGGGGGAGACAAGUAAUGGCAAACCUGAGGCUGCAGAGGAGCUGCGAGACGCCAUUUUCCAGGCAGAAGAAACACACCCGGGGAUCUGUGACUCCCUGGUAGCUGAAUUAGUGCAGAGACUUCAGAGGUUUUCUGUGCCACACGCAGCUGCCGCUCACUGAGAGCAACCUCAUCCAGCUCUGCUCUAAUUCCCCACCCUGGUGGCAGUAGUCAGAUCUUUUCUUCUGACCCCCCACAGCCGGGAUGAAGUCUCCCAGGAAGGUCUCCACCACUCAUUUGCCUGAAGCAAAUCCUGGCCUACUUAAUAUCUGUUUAUACGCUAGCACACCACCAGAGGGUCCUAUUCAGGACAGUGAGUGGCCAGCCUGCUGUAAGAUGUCCCUUCUUAAUACCUCCUUCACAACUGGUUUCAUUUUUAGGUUGGAGUUAGCUUUCUCUGCGAGGACUCUUUGAGUUUUUGGUUUUUAGUGGCUUUUUUUUCACAAAGGUUUGCACUCAGCAUCCUUUUAGAGGAAAUACCUUGCAUAAUUAAUUGUGUGCAUGUGUGUGUGUUUGUGCGUGUGGCUGUGCGAGAUAUCCUGUGAAACGUGUGGUGAGGAGUGACGGAUGGGGUUGAAGCAUUCUAUUGAAAACUCAGGUAUCCUGCUUUAAGUGGACUGGGUCCUGUGGGAGACGGAAAAAGCUCUUUAGGGUGGCUGUACAGACUUGUAAAUAAGCUAAUUUCUACAGAUUCAUGAAAAAAUAAAGAAGCGUUUCUAAUGGUACCACUGUGUACAAAUGGCCAAAUGCAAACUGUAGAUAAUGGUUUUGAGGUAAAUAUUUUGAGAGACUAAAACGGCCAUAUAUGAGAUUGCCUUGCCUUUCUACUCGUUCUUUUGUAUAUCAGUCUUUGAUUUCUCCAGUUGUAAAACUUUUUAGGUAUCAUCCAGUGAAUAAAAAUGGCUGCCCUUUAUCAUGUUUACUAUGAUUUAUGAUAGAUUUGAGCUUUGUGGUUUCACACUCUGUGCUGUGGUUGUAAUUAUUUUAGAGAAUGUAAAAACAAAGCCAGGCUGGACCGCUGAAGCCCCCACCAGUUCGAAACACUGGAUGCUCUGUUGUUAGACUGAUCCAACAUGGCCCAGAGUUCUGUUGGUCUGUUGGACUUCUUUGCCUAACCCACAUUUUUUCGUCUUUGCUGUGUUUUUUCUUUUCUUUUCUUUUCUUUUUUUUUGACUGGUUAGAUAAACUGGGGUUUCGUCCAUUCAUUCCAUUAACAGGGCAGUGCCAUCUAGUUUCUUAAUCAGCAGACUCUGUUAGUCUUCCUAGGAGCUGCACUGGUACUAUCUAUCUCCUCAGCGUACCAACAGCUUUUAAUUGCACUUCAAGUAUAAAUGCCUUUGACUAUAAACAAGUAGCCAUAAAACAGUAGCAUGAGACUUAUAGUAUUUUGCAGGUAUGCUAUCUGGGAUAAAAGAAAGUCCCCCUGAAGUCUCACAGCUUGGACUCUGGCGGUGGUCAUGCAGUGUAAAAUUCGCCUGCCUGAGCUGUAUCUUUCUGUUUGGACUUGUGAGAGUGUUUUUUUUUAGUUCUACAGUGAAAACAUUCAGACUCCUCACAUGGUAGAAGACCCUGCUGUCAGAUGUACAUACUAAUACAAAGCCAGGAGGUGUUCAGAGACCAGCAGCACUGCUACUUCUUCUGACUGUAGUUUUAAAGGAAUGUGCAUGAUAGUAUAACAGAAUAAAGCCUGUCGGGCGGGCCUGGGCAGUCUGCGUUGUAGCACACUGCUGCAGGGUUGGAAGAGUGUGGAGUCCUGAACAGAGUUAAAUCAGCCUUAGAGUAUUUGUGAUGAAUGAGAUGAAUAGUAUCAGCUUUAAAAUGUUAGAUCAAAUGUUUCUGUUGUGAUUUCUUCUUCUUCUUUUUCCUCCCUCUGGCAUUGAAAUGCAUUUGCAGCAAUACUUAAAACAAUGAUCAAAAACAUUUCUAUCAUUCCUCGCCAGAAUAAUGUGCGCAUGAACAAAUGGACGCUAGGAGUUUUGAUGAAUCUUAAAGAGUGGGAUGAUGAUUUUUGUUAUGCUGCAGGGCAAUACAUGGCACAAAAUACAACUUACGUUAAAGCUAAGGCUUAGCGGUUUGGCUUAUAUGAUUAUCUGCUUUCUAGGGGAAAGUUAGACACGUUUUGUACAAAUCUGUCCAUUACAAAUAGGGUAGAAGUCAGCAGCAAGGACUGGAAAUGGAAGAACAGCUAGCCUUAAUAUUCCAAAUUCGAUCCAGGAGCACAUCUGAAGCUCACUUUUGAACAUAUCCUGUCUAAAACAUACAAAACUCACUGACCUUAUUUAAGAUGCGUGGGCUAUGGGUGUUUUCUUCCCCCUUGGUGAGGUGCUGAUGUGUUGCUUUGACAUCUGUUAUUUUAAAAAUAACAUGAUGAGCCUUUACUUUAAGAUGGACCUUGUGUCCUCUGGACAGAACCAUCCUAGCUGUUCCUACUCUUCCCAGUUUUUGCUAAGCUGAGCUAAGCGAAAAAGCUGCAAGCAGUAGCUUAAUAUUAUCAAUGCGAAUGUUAAAAAAGGGUGUAGAUCUCAUCCGCUACCACCAGAAAGCAAACUAGUGUCUCCUAAAGUUCAAACUCUUCUUUUAACUCCUACAUUUAAUGAUAUAAACAGAACAACUCUCCAAAAACAUGACCGCUUUUCUUUAUUGUCUGCUUGUGGUGCCGAACACAUUUGAACAGACGCUGGUUAACCAAAUCAUGAAACGUCUCAGACUGUUAUUUCCCAGUGCAAUUGCUACUUCGUUUCCUCUCUCCUCUGUGAAAAUCAGCUCUCCAUUCAUACUUGUCAUGUGAAAAUGUGCCAUGUAAGGCUCACAGCUUGACUGACAUGCAUUCAAAAACAAUUUGCACCUUUGAAAACAUGCUGUUAUGACUCUUUAUCGUAUGUGUUGCACUUUGCAGAUUUAUUUUGGUUUAAAAAAAAUGGUACUUAAGGAGGCUGCAAUGUUGUGUUGCAAUUUCACCAGAUUGGUUUUCUUUUUCAUUUUUUUUCCCUCUUUGUGUGUCGUAUGGCAAUAAAGCAGUGUGGACGCCAGGAGUCAUUUCUUAGCACAAGUAGGCAUAUAUUCUAUUGAACUAUUUUUAUAGCCCAACAGAGCAGUAUUAUGUAAUAGAGGGAGUAAAGUUUGGUUCAGUGAUGCGUUUAAGUUUCAGUAAACACUGGAGAGCAAUCACUUAAAAUGUACAUUUCAUUUUGUGUGUCUUUGCUGACAGUUUUAUAGUCCAGUAUACAUGUUUGCUAAUUCAGGACAGUGCUGUUGGAUCUAUUGAGAGUUGUCAAAUGAUUAAGAAAAAUAAAAAUCCAGUGCAAAUUUGA